Pseudozyma flocculosa PF-1 is the source of this 900-nucleotide messenger RNA. RefSeq lists its product as uncharacterized. NCBI's taxonomy places the organism in Eukaryota, Fungi, Basidiomycota, Ustilaginomycetes, Ustilaginales, Ustilaginaceae. Gene Ontology annotation, molecular function: carbonate dehydratase activity; zinc ion binding. Bases 1 to 900 code for a protein of 299 amino acids. The transcript is spliced from 3 exons. Gene Ontology annotation, biological process: cellular response to oxidative stress; carbon utilization; cellular response to carbon dioxide. The record is from RefSeq and is a predicted model, not a curated record.
AUGACCCGGUUGGCAGCCUACCCGCUCCGAUCCCUCCCUGUACAUACCUCCAUCAGACCCUCGCUCGCCCUCGCUCGACCCUCGCACCUCCUCCGCGUCGCCCCUGCCGCCGCUGCCGCAGCCGCCGUCGUCUCUCUGCAACCGCCUCGACAGCAGCCCCUCUCGACGACCGCCGUCGCGAGCCGCCCGUACCGCGAACCGCGCUUCACCAAGCUCUUCCAGCUCUACUCGCAGCGCAACGACGAGGACGCCAUGGUGCAGCACCUCCUCGAGCGCAACGUCGCCUGGUCGAGCAAGACAAAGGAGACGCGCCCCGCCCUCCUCGAGGAGCUGAGCAAGAGCCAGUCGCCCAAGGUCCUCUGGGUCGGCUGCGCAGACUCGCGCAUCCCCGAGAGCGUCAUCUGCGGUGCCGACCCGGGCGAGAUCUUUGUCACGCGCAACAUUGCCAACCAGUUCCGGCCCGACGACGACAACGCAAACAGCGUCCUCGAGUUUGCCGUCCAGGCCCUCGGCGUCGAGCAUGUCGUCGUCGUGGGCCACACGUCGUGCGGAGGCGUGAUUGCCGCCAUCAACGGCAGCUCCAACGGCCCGCCGCCAGACGAGGCGGCGGCGACGCCCCUCUUCCGCCACCUGACGCCCCUCACCAAGCUCGCCUACCGCGUCGCCCAGGCCAACCCGGGCGUGACGGGCGCCGAACUCAACGCCCUCGUCACGCGCGAGAGCGUGCGCGAGCAGGUCGACAACGUCGUCAAGUCGGCCACGAUCCAGAGCAACUGGAAAGAGGAGACGUCGCCCCUCAGCGGCAAGGUCAUGAAAAAGGUCCAGGUGCACGGGUGGCUCUACGACCUCGCAGCCGGUCAGCUCAAGGACCUCAACCUCACCCGCACCGCCAACGCCUAG